This is a messenger RNA of Dermacentor andersoni, 1568 nucleotides long. RefSeq lists its product as uncharacterized. The record is from RefSeq and is a predicted model, not a curated record. Lineage: Eukaryota; Metazoa; Arthropoda; Arachnida; Ixodida; Ixodidae.
UCGUGCUGUCGAGGACCGGAUUCGUCAACGCAGGGUCUGAGCAUGCACUGCAUCAGGCCUAUCUACUGCUACCUCCGGCUGUCUGCCCUGCUGGCUUCAUCGGACAAAACAAGUCGCAGGAAGCUGUACCACGUGCACUGCACUGGGACCACCUGACCAGCACGGUAACGUCGACGGAGACAUCGUGGCACCCGGAUAAAAGCAGCAGCCUUUUCGACGUUCCCUUCAGUGGACUUGGAAGCACCUAACGAGCACGGAUGCUGAUCAAAUUUUUUCUGAUCGCACAGCGGCCGUCUCGUGCUACUGAAAAGAGCUUGCGGUAUUGGCGUGAACAGACAGAGUUCAUCACUUGUGCAUGUGCAACACAUUGGCGGAGGCAAUACGAACUGCAUUUCUCACUAGCUGGACAAGUCGGAAUGGCAAUGCACCUUGGAGAACAAGACUCGAAUUGUGAAAGUCUGGUGGUUUCACAGAACUUUGUUUUAUGUCAAGAUGGGCUGACACCAUGUCACCUGAUGCUGUCACUCUCUGAUCGCUUUCAAGAUAUGGGCCCGCUCUUCAAGGCAAAGCGACGAGAACACGGAGUUCAAGAUAUGGUCCACGCGGCGUAUAAUGGUUUGACAUGGAUGGAUAAGGCACUAAAGAGCAGUAUCAGCUUAUAAUGAUCAGAACGUCAUCAGCACACCUGGCGCCGCCGUCUGCAGCAGUCAGUGUUGCUGCGACGCUGCUGUUUAUAUCGGUCAUAUUAACUUCCAUAACACUUUUUUGUUCAAGUACCCUAAAGAGCCCAGGAGGCAUAGGGGUGGGGGAUGUUACGAUUGGCCAGCGGGGAUAGUGACCUUCUGGCUUCACUGCAAUGAAUCGCUUCGUGAAGCCAACAACACGCCCCCUUCGAAUAGCCCUUCGGAGCCAGUAAGGCUAGACACGUUUGGCGGACAGGAUUGUUAGCUGGUUCGCUGUCACCUUCAGGGACCAAUUGGAGCAAGAAAACUCCUGGAAAUGUUUGUUCUAUGGCAUUCCCCCAUGUACUCUGGUAAUAGUCACGGUCAUGACAGAUUCAGCAGCAAACUGCAGAGUCAGCUCAGGAACGACAUGCCAGCUUGAGUCAAGCGUGACAACACCUGUCUAUGAGGCCUCACUGGUUUUGGUGUGUUCAGUAAAACAAAAGUGCAAGAGAGUGUGUGAACCUUCGCCCUCAAAGGCGGGUACUUCGACGACUUUGGACGCUUUGAUUGGAUGAAGGUUGGAUGGCAGCUUUCCCUGGCCUAGGGAUCUAGUAAGGACAGAGAGUGUUUAAGCAGACAUUUUCGGCUGUUCAGUGUGCAUUUCAGUCAUGCUAGACUGAUCAGAUGUAAUGUUCUCCACCCUUCAUGUAGAUAUUGUAAAUAAAUCCCCUACUCCUCAUUCCUCCCUUCAACAACAUCCUUAGCAUGAAUGAGUCGGACGAUGGUAUGGGCCAGGUACCCUUUUCAUGGCAGACACCAUCUCUUACAGGGAUUACAAUGAAAGGAGCAAAACAUACCAAAAGUACACAACUAAACAAGAAAUAUGAAUUGGAACAACAUGAA